AUGUUUCUCUUGCGGGGACCUGGAGCUCUCUGUGCCUACAGACGAGCCGGUCUUUUCCCAUCCUUGUCACAUAGAUGCCUCGCGACGAAGGCCUACGACCCACUCCGGAUUCUCUUUUGCGGAUCUGACGAUUUCAGCAUAGCUUCGUUGAAAGCUCUCCAUGAAGAACAUGUCAAGCGACCGGAUCGGAUUGCCUCAAUUGAUGUCGUUUGCAGACCAGGGAAGAAGGUUGGAAGAGGGUUGAAGCAGAUCCGCGAGGUUCCCAUCAAAGCGGCCGCAACGGAGUUGUCGCUUCCGAUCCACGAGAUAGAUACUUUUCGAGGCUGGACGCCGCCUACGCUACCCGGGGGCCCUAUAAACCUGAUCAUUGCCGUCUCAUUUGGGCUGUUCGUACCUCCGCGGCUUCUCAACGGCGCGAAGUAUGGAGGUCUAAAUGUCCAUCCAUCGUUGCUUCCCGACUUCCGGGGCCCUGCACCACUACAUCAUACCUUGUUAGCCGGUAAAACUAAGACCGGUGUCACCCUUCAGACGCUUGAUCUCAAGCACUUCGAUCAUGGCACUAUCCUGGCGCAGACUCCAGCCCCUGGCUUCGACAUUCCCAAUCCAGAUGCAUGCACGGUACCCGAUUUAUUGAAUCUGGUUUGUCCGAAGGGCGCGGAUAUUCUCGUCAAGGGUAUACGGGAAGGUCUUUUUGUUCCCCCGGUGGAAGAUGCGGGCUGGCGAGCCUCUGAAGGAGACGGCCCAUUGGUCCAUGCGGCCAAGAUCAAGCCGGAGGACAGGCAUAUAGAUUGGCAAAACUGGUCAUCCCUGGACAUCAGCAGAAGGAAUCGCGUUUUGGGUCCACUCUGGAGCAAGGCAUUGGUUGCCAACAACACUUCCAGUGAAAAACCUUCCUUCCAACACCGGCGAGUUAUCUUCACCGAUUUUGAAGAAGUAACACCACUCAAAGGCUGCAACAAGUUCUCCGUUGUCCCAGGCUUGCCAUUCGUGGAUGGCACGCAUCCCAUCGAUUCUACAAAGGGAAAGGGCGUUUACGUGUUCACGCGAGAUGGGAAGCUCAUUAAGGUACACCAGAUGAAGGUGGAGGGCGAGCCGAAUGCUGACGCUCUCCGCGCUGCUCUGAAGGCUCGGAUGGUUGGCGACCGGACAUUUUACUCCGGUGAAGUGGGCUAUACGCCGUUUUACAACCCUCUUGUGUAG
Messenger RNA from Aspergillus neoniger CBS 115656, 1200 nucleotides. RefSeq names its product methionyl-tRNA formyltransferase. The record is from RefSeq and is a predicted model, not a curated record. Gene Ontology annotation, cellular component: mitochondrion. Gene Ontology annotation, molecular function: methionyl-tRNA formyltransferase activity. The transcript is spliced from 4 exons. Bases 1 to 1200 code for a protein of 399 amino acids. Gene Ontology annotation, biological process: conversion of methionyl-tRNA to N-formyl-methionyl-tRNA; biosynthetic process. Lineage: Eukaryota; Fungi; Ascomycota; Eurotiomycetes; Eurotiales; Aspergillaceae.